UCGAUAUAUAUACCAAGUUACCAACGCCCUCUUUGUCCGACUUCCAAUUUCCCUACAAUUCUUACCUCACAAAAAAAAAACAAAAAUGAAACCUCAAAUCCACCAUUUUCUCUGUUCCAUCUUUCUCCUCCUCCAACUAUUUUCUGUAAACUCCUGGCGCCCAUGGCCGAACACCAUAACCAACAUUACCAGCCGUACAUCUCAUACUGCUGCUGAUUUAGAAUUCGGAUCCUCCAAAAAGUUUGAAGGAUCUUCCGAAUUUGUGGACCUUAAGUACCACAUGGGUCCGGUAAUGACAUCAAGUAUCACCGUUCAUAUAAUCUGGUAUGGUAAAUGGUUACCGUCUCAGAAACGGAUCAUCCGAGAGUUUAUCAACUCAAUUUCGGAUGAAUCCGUUCCAGCACCUUCUGUUGCCGGAUGGUGGAAAACUGUUCAGCUUUACACUGACCAAACCGGAGCCAACAUUUCUCGGGUUGUUCGAAUCGGGUCGGAGAAGAAUGACCGGUUUUACUCACAUGGUAAAUCUCUUACCCGGCUUUCUGUUCAAUCGGUUAUUAAAUCGUUUAUUACAGCAAGAACAAAACCACUUCCGAUAAACCCUAAAAACGGGAUUUACCUCUUGUUAACGGGUCCUGAUGUUUAUGUCCAGGAUUUCUGUCAACAAGUUUGUGGUUUCCAUUACUUUACCUUCCCUUCAAUUGUAGGGUAUACCUUACCCUACGCUUGGGUAGGUAACAGUGCUAAAUUAUGCCCGGGUGUAUGUGCAUACCCGUUUGCUGUACCCACAUACAUUCCCGGAUUGAAACCCAUGAAAGCUCCGAAUGGAGACAUUGGAGUUGAGGGGAUGAUUAGUGUUAUUGCACAUGAAAUAGCCGAGUUAGCAACCAACCCGCUUGUGAAUGCUUGGUAUGCGGGUCCUGACCCGAUUGCACCAGUUGAGAUUGCGGAUCUUUGUGAAGGUAUUUAUGGUACUGGUGGAGGUGGGUCAUAUACAGGGCAAUUAUCGGAAGGUCACGAUGGUGCCACGUUUAAUAUGAAUGGGAUCCGACGGCGGUUCUUGGUUCAGUGGGUUUGGAACCAUGUAGUGAAUUAUUGUACUGGACCAAAUGCUCUUGACCAGUAGAAAUUUACUACUAAUUGUAGUGGAGUAUGAAUUUUAUUUUAUUUUUUUUUAUUUUGAGAGUUUGUGACUUGUGAUUGUGAGUGUCUAUGAGAGAGUAUGAGUCAUGAGAUGAUAAUUAGAUUGUAGGUUUUAUUUCUAAGAAGCUUGAUAAAAGAAAAGUUUAUUGUUUGUGCCAUGUA
Messenger RNA from Amaranthus tricolor (Joseph's coat), 1302 nucleotides. Its product is annotated as protein EXORDIUM-like 3. The coding region runs from base 86 to 1123 and encodes 345 amino acids. NCBI's taxonomy places the organism in Eukaryota, Viridiplantae, Streptophyta, Magnoliopsida, Caryophyllales, Amaranthaceae. The transcript has a single exon. The record is from RefSeq and is a predicted model, not a curated record.